AUGGUUGCAUCAGAACAUAUCCAUAUUCCACUUUUUGCACUCAACAAUCCUUUAUACACGAAUGUCAGAGGAAAAAUUUUAAGUUUCACCCUUAAAAAAAUAAAUGAUCAGUAUCAAAAGACAAAACAUGCAAUAUCUCGUGAACCCCUGCCACCAUGCACUGGAUUUUUUUCAAAAACAAUGAGGCUUCCUUGUGCCCAUACCAUUAGUCUCUUAGAGAAUGAUCAGGCUUUAAUGCUCCAUAAUAUCCAUGAGCAUUGGUGGAUUUUAGAACACUCACCAGUACUAGAAGUUAAAGAAAAUGCUUCAAGAGUUCAACAAGCAACAGCACAUGUAACAUUAGACAAUAUGAUAAAUACUCUCCCGAUGAUUUUACAAAACCCAAGAGAGGUUUCUACAAGAGGACGCCUUUCAGGUAUUCAACAUAGUUCAGUAAACUCAACCAGGAGAGAUCCUUCUGGGUUUGAGUUGGUGGAAUGUAGAGAAUGA
This is a messenger RNA of Cetraspora pellucida, 489 nucleotides long. The record is from the annotation of a GenBank genome assembly. Lineage: Eukaryota; Fungi; Glomeromycota; Glomeromycetes; Diversisporales; Gigasporaceae.